AUGUUGGCUGAGAGACAGCUAGGGAUGCUCCCCAGCACUACAGAGUCUAACCCAAGGGAGCAUUGCAAGGCUAUCACCUUGCGAUCAGGUAAGCAGUUAUCUAGUUCUUUACCUGUUGCUGUGCAGGAUGAGCGUGUUAGGAAGGAGCCAGAGCCUGAGCAGAUAAAGUCUGUGAGAGUUAAGGAUAAAAAGAAGAGUCCUGUGAGAGAGUACCAACCACCUAUCCCAUACCCUACUCGACUGAAGCAGGAAAAGAUGCCGAAGUACGUGAAAUUCUUGAAGGAGAUAUUGAGCAACAAGAUAAAGCUGGAGGACUUGGGAUUGGUGACCCUGAACGAGGAGUGCUCCGCCAUUCUGCAAAACAAGCUGCCUGUUAAGAGGCAUGAUCUAGGGAGUUUCAUUGUACCUUGUAUUAUUGGUGAAUUACGUAUUGGUGGUGCUUUAACUGAAUUAGGAGCUAGUAUUAACUUGAUGUCCACUAGCUUUUUUGAUAGACUUGGUUUGAGUGAGCCUAAACCCACUAGGAUGAGCAUUCAGUUAGCAGAUAGGACUAUUAAGAUUCCUAGGGGUAUAGUUGAGGAUGUGCUUGUUAAGGUCGACAAGUUCAUAUGUCCUAUUUAUUUCAUUGUCAUGGAUAUGGAGGGUGAGAGUACUGUGCCACUGAUCUUAGGUAGACCUUUCCUUACUACAUCCAAGGCUGUUAUAGAAGUUUUUGAUGGGAAGCUCCAACUUAGGGUAAAUGAUGAAACUAUCACCUUUGACUUAACGACUUCCAUAGGACAUUCAUUAGACCAUGAUGAUACUGUAUUUUCUGUGGAUGUCUUGGAUGAUGUUGUUGAGUCUUAUAUGCAGGAGAUUUUGCUUGAUGAUCCUUUAUAG
Messenger RNA from Ricinus communis (castor bean), 879 nucleotides. RefSeq lists its product as uncharacterized. Bases 1 to 879 code for a protein of 292 amino acids. The record is from RefSeq and is a predicted model, not a curated record. The transcript has 2 exons. Lineage: Eukaryota; Viridiplantae; Streptophyta; Magnoliopsida; Malpighiales; Euphorbiaceae.